This is a messenger RNA of Chenopodium quinoa (quinoa), 1372 nucleotides long. RefSeq lists its product as uncharacterized. The record is from RefSeq and is a predicted model, not a curated record. NCBI's taxonomy places the organism in Eukaryota, Viridiplantae, Streptophyta, Magnoliopsida, Caryophyllales, Amaranthaceae. The coding region runs from base 143 to 1372 and encodes 409 amino acids. The transcript has 3 exons. Gene Ontology annotation, molecular function: protein binding.
AAACAACAACAAAAGGGUAAUCAAUAAUACUAAGAAUAAUAGUGGAAAGAAGAAGAAGGUUGUUGAUAAGGUUGUACCAGUGGUUGUGAUAUCGGAGAAGGAAAGUGAGUCAAACGAGAGAGAAUCAGAAGUCAGAGAAGAAAUGUUGGGAGAUGAUAGUGGUGGUUUAAGUGCUAAUAAGGGAACUGGACAUGAUGAUGAUGGAAAUAAAUCCCCUUUUCCUGAAAGGGUUCAAGUGGGUGCUUUUCCUAUUUAUAAAGUAGAAAGGAAGAAAGGUGGGUUUGGUCAGGUGUUUGUUGGCCGUCUUGUUAACGGUGGGAAUGAACGCGCCACCGGGUCUGGGGCUUUGGAGGAGAUUGUGAGGUUCGUUUGCAAGGAGUGGAAUGCUAUUAUCUCUGACCCGCACUUUAUUAGAGCCCACCUUCUUCAGUCCAUGUCAUCUCCUGCUACUACUGGUUUCCUUAUUCAAGACAAUGACCUGGAUGAUGCUAAGCUAAAACAGGCCUAUUAUGUUCACCCAUAUGAUCGUGUUGUCAGUAUACUUAAGCUUCCAUUUGAGGCCUUCAUUUUGGCUUCUUGUAACGGACUACUCUUGCUUCAAAAUGCCUUCAUUCCAAAAGAAUUGUCUGUAGUGAAUCUUGUAACUAAAGCCAACAUCAGUCUCCCUCCCCUGUCCCUCACCCUGCCAAAGGUAUGCAUUUAUCGUAAACCUUCUGCUGUUCUAGCAUUUGCACCUUCUUCUGGUCGAUACAAAGUCUUUUGUCCUUGUUUCGUCCCCAAAUAUCCACGUUCACCAUAUCGUCAACGUGAAAAAAAUGAUGAUCAUCUUGCCAGAUUUGAAGUUAAGGUUAUGGUAUGGACAGUAGCUGUUGAUGAAACUUGGAGGGCUAUUGACAUUGACUGUCAAGGCAUUACUAUGAGUAACAAGGCAAAGCAGACACUACUGAGUCAUCCGUUUUCUAUUGCAGCGGGGUAUGUCUAUUGGUUUGAUAUAUGUCACUCUCUUGGUUUUGCCUUGGAUAUAGAUGCUGAAACCAUGUAUCAAUUCGAAGCGCCAGAAGAUAGCGUUAUCAACAGCAAGGUGAAGACUUACUGUAUACCAAUGGACACCGGUGGUGCAGGUAUAAUAUAUUGGCAAAACCCUAGUAAGUUUUGGAAAGUCUGGGAAAUGAUAGGACCAAAAACUGGCCCUUGGGGUAGAUGUAUGAAUUUCGAUGCAGCUGGUAUGUAUUUGGCGCUUCAGAGACAUUUCAAUCCCUCAAAGUUUGGAGUCGCUAUACCUCUUUAUAUGAGCUUGAAAACUGGGGAGUUUUGGUUUUUUGGCUUUGUGGAAACCAAGCAUAGCAUGUCCUUUGCGUUGGUUUGUAUAUAA